Sporisorium graminicola is the source of this 1737-nucleotide messenger RNA. RefSeq lists its product as uncharacterized. The transcript is spliced from 2 exons. Gene Ontology annotation, molecular function: NADP binding; flavin adenine dinucleotide binding; N,N-dimethylaniline monooxygenase activity. The coding region runs from base 1 to 1737 and encodes 578 amino acids. The record is from RefSeq and is a predicted model, not a curated record. Lineage: Eukaryota; Fungi; Basidiomycota; Ustilaginomycetes; Ustilaginales; Ustilaginaceae.
AUGGAGAAAAGCACCAGCUACGAAGCGCAAACUGACUACGAUGCCAUCAUCAUCGGUGGCGGUGUGUCUGGAAUCACUUCUGCGAUUCGCCUUAAGACGGAACUGGGUCUUUCUCGUGUUCUGAUCAUCGAAAAGGCACUUGCCUUUGGUGGUACUUGGAAUGCCAAUACGUACCCUGGCUGUGCUUGCGACGUUCCCACGCGUCUCUACUCGAUCAGUACCGAGCAACAGCGCACCUGGUCAAGCUUAUAUGCCCCGCAAACCGAGAUCAAGGACUACUUGAACAAUGUGGCCCACAAACAUAACUUGCACGACCACACCCUGUUCGGCUAUGUCGGGAAACGAGCAACCUUCCACGCACCUAGUGGCACGUGGCACGUCGAAGCCCAGAGUGCCAGUGGCGAGAAGGCUACGUGGUCCGGUACGGCACGAGUGCUGGUCAGUGGCAUGGGUGCCUUGUCUAUUCCUAAGAAAUGCGACGUCCCGGGUGCCUCGGAAUUCAAAGGAGCGCUCUUCCAUUCUGCUCAGUGGGACCCGACCGUUUCCAUCGAAGGCAAACGAGUCGUGAUCCUUGGUAAUGGUUGCAGCUCGACGCAAGUUAUCGGCGCGAUCGCACCCAAAGUGGCGCAAAUCACCCAAAUCGUGCGUUCAAAGCACUGGGUCUCGCCUUUCCCCAAGGACCUCUUCAAGCGCUUCGCGGCUCUCCAGCGGUACGUGCCAGGAUGGACCCAGCUGGAACGGUUCAACCUAGCGAUGUACAUGGAGUCGCACUUCAUCCAGUCGGACAGAUGCUAUGGCCGCGGGUCUCGAAAGCGAUACGUCGAGACUUGCCAGCGCUAUGUUCGCGAAUGUGCUCCUCGCGAGUAUCACGACAUGCUUCUGCCCGAUCCGACGCAGAUCCAAGUCGCCUGCAAACGGCGCAUCUUUGACAACGGAUACAUUCCCGCGCUGUGUCGAAAGAAUGUCGAGCUGACCACUGACCAGGCCGUGCGCAUCACCGAAGAAUCGGUGAUCCUUGCUUCUGGACGCGAGGUCAAGGCCGACGUCAUUGUGCUCGCCACGGGCUUCAACCCAGACAAGUACAUCCUGCAGAUGGACAUCGUGGGCGCGGACGGGACAUCACUCGAGCAGUACUGGGCCGAGCGCGGUGUACCGCAAGCCUAUCGCAGCACGCUUGUAUACGGCUUUCCGAACCUGUUCCUCAUCUGGGGGCCCAACUCGGUGACAGGCCACUUUUCGGCCAUCUGGUCGAUCGAGGCCGCAGUGCGUCUCAUGACGCUGCUGCUUCGUCCCGUCUUCUCUCCGCGCGCGCUGGCGUCGGCUACGGUCUGCGCGUCCAGCCGCGCGGAAGAAAAGGAGCAGCGGUACAUCCACCAGCGCAUGCAGACCAAGAUCUACACGACCGGUUGUGGUGCAUGGUACACCGACCCCGAGACCGGCAAGGUGACCGCGCUUGCGCCUUGCCUCCAGCACACGUUCCAGCGUCGCUGCCGAAACCCGGUACUGGCGGACAUCGAAUACAAGGGCAUCGAGGGCAAGCCGGCAUCAUACAUGCCUCUCAAGACUCGUUUGGGCAUGGCUCUGGGCCGCGGCCAGAUUCCGAACCCGGACAAGCCGCAAGGCGCGCUGCAGAAGGCAAAGGAUGCGAUCGGCAGUCGAACACUUCAGGCUGCCUCGUGGGUGUUUGACCAAGUCGUGCCGUGGGACUUCCCUGAGCCGUACAACCGUGAUUUGUAG